UAUAAAAUUGAUAUUUUAUUUUAACAAAAAUGUGCUUCUUGGGAUUUGAAACGCUGAGAUUUCUAACAGUCAUAUUCGCAUUUCUGCUCGCAAUUUGCAAUAUUACUAGCAUAUGCGUAUCGCUUAAUAAUCUCGAUAAUUGCAGCAACAAAGUCCAGAUGAUUCUGACCACAUCACUAGGCUUUGACUUCUUUGUUAACUUGGCCAUUUGCUUGGGCAUCUUUGGUGUUCUUCGUAAAAUUGUUACCUGCAUUUAUGUGUUUAUAUGCACCUUGAUUUGCUUCUUUGUGGUCAAGAUAAUUGUUGCCAAAGCAAUUGUUAAUUUUGAUGAGAAGGAUAUUGAACAGAUAGUUACUGUUUGGUAUCAAUUCGACGUGGUCUUUGCCGGCUUCUGUCUGAUGUGUGCAACGCCAUUAUCAUUGAAGCUGGCUGAAAAACAAACUGAUGUGGUUUAAAUGGUGAAUGCGGUAUUUUUAAAUUAAUUGUAACGGGUAUCUGAAUGUGCAGAUAUCUUAUUAAACUUGCAGUCGAUUAACAGCUGUAAUCCUUA
Molecule: messenger RNA, 550 nt
Organism: Drosophila innubila
Lineage: Eukaryota; Metazoa; Arthropoda; Insecta; Diptera; Drosophilidae
Exons: 4
Coding region: 30-455 (141 amino acids)
Source: RefSeq, a predicted model, not a curated record